This is a messenger RNA of Neofelis nebulosa (Clouded leopard), 2064 nucleotides long. RefSeq names its product serpin family B member 7 (gene SERPINB7). Gene Ontology annotation, biological process: negative regulation of endopeptidase activity. The record is from RefSeq and is a predicted model, not a curated record. Bases 126 to 1268 code for a protein of 380 amino acids. Gene Ontology annotation, molecular function: serine-type endopeptidase inhibitor activity. NCBI's taxonomy places the organism in Eukaryota, Metazoa, Chordata, Mammalia, Carnivora, Felidae. The transcript is spliced from 8 exons.
CCCGGGACCUUGGCAGAGGUGAGGUGGGAGGAGUGAGGAGUCAGGAGGGAGGAGGCAGGAGGAACCUGAGCCCAUCAGUGCAGGUGGCAGAACUGCAGUGGGAGGAGGCUGCGCACCGUUCCGCAAUGGCCUCCCUUGCUGCAGCAAAUGCAGAGUUUUGCAUCAACCUGUUCGGAGAGAUGGAUAACAGUCAAGGGAAUGGAAAUGUGUUCUUUUCUUCUCUGAGCAUCUUCACUGCCCUGGCCCUGGUCCGUUUGGGUGCACGAGGUGACUGUGCUUCUCAGAUUGAUAAGAUACUUCACUUCCACAGGGUCUCAGGAUGGGGAAACUCUUCUAACACUCAGCCAGGACUUCAGUCUCAACUGAAGAAAGUUCUCUCCGACAUAAACACAUCCCAUAGGGACUAUGAGCUCAGCAUUGCCAAUGGUCUUUUUGCAGAAAAAGUGUUUGACUUUCACAAGAACUAUAUUGAGUGUGCUGAAAAAUUAUACAAUGCCAAAGUGGAACGAGUUGACUUUACAAAUGAUGUAGAAGAUACCAGAUAUAAAAUUAAUAAAUGGAUUGAAAAUGAGACACAUGGCAAAAUCAAGAACAUCUUUCAAGAAGGUAGCAUAAGUUCUUCCGCUGUCAUGGUGCUGGUGAACGCUGUGUACUUCAAGGGCAAGUGGGAGUCGGCCUUCUCCAAGAACGAAACCCUAAAUUGCCGUUUCAGAUCUCCCAAGUGUCCUGGGAAAGCAAUCACCAUGAUGCACCAAGAACGGAAGUUCAAUUUGUCUGUCAUUAGGGACCCGCCCAUGCAGGUUGUUGAGCUCAAGUAUCAUGGCGGCAUAAGCAUGUACAUAAUGCUGCCCGAGAAUGACCUGUCCCAAAUUGAAAACAAGCUGACCUUUCGGAAUCUAAUGCAGUGGACCGAUCCGAGAAAAAUGAGCUCUCAGCAUGUCGAGGUGUUUCUCCCUCGGUUCAAGAUAGAGAAGAAUUAUGAAAUCAAGCAUCAUUUAAGAGCCCUGGGGCUGAAGGACAUCUUUGAUGAAUCCAGAGCUGAUCUCUCCGGUGUAGCUGCUGGAGGUCGUCUGUAUGUGUCCAAAAUGAUGCACAAGUCAUACAUAGAGGUUGCUGAGGAGGGCACAGAGGCGGCCGCCGCCACAGGGAAUAACAUAGUAGAAAAGCAGCUCCCUGAGUCCAGGGUGUUCAGAGCUGAUCACCCGUUCCUCUUUGUCAUCAGGAAGGAUGACAUCAUCUUGUUUAGCGGCAAAGUCUCUUGCCCUUGAAAAUCCAGUUGGUUUCUAUGACAGUAGUUCCCUGCAACAUCAAGGAACCACCACAAGGGAAUAGAUUUGAGUGUGACGGAAGCACGUGGUGUUUCCCUUGCAUUUGCUUCCUUCUAAUAUUGGUCAGGCAGAUGAUUUGGGUGUCUUGACCCUUCGCAGACACCUGGUGGCUUGUCCUGAUCCCGCUUUAGCCUUUCUACUACCGUGUGCCUCGCCCAUUUCUAAGUUCACUCUCUUUUUACCCCCACUCAUUCCCGCCAUUCUCCCCUGGAGCCCCUUGCACCCAGAGCUGGGCCCCGUCUGGGAAUUGUGGAGUUGCUCUGCUGGCAGUGACGAUGCAGAAGCGGCCCUCGGAUCUUGUCUGAAACUCUGUAGUUAUCCCAGCUACUGGAUAUGGAUAUCCCAGCUACUCCGGUUUCAUGGUUAACGAGCUCGGAAGGAAGCCCGGCUACUGAACCUGGGUGUGAGGGAUAACCUUUCCUUGCCGACCUAAGAAGACAGUAGAGCUUACUUUCACACAUCCGAUUUGAAAUUAGUGUCUAAUUUAGAUGCUAAAAACUAUAGAUUUGGGAUUAGGGGACAACGAAAAUAUUUCGUCAAUAACUUCAAGUUGAUGUCUUUCGGUCUUUCCUUGAUACAGACUUUUUUUCCUUGAUAGAGACUUAAUGUGUACAUAGUUUUUCAAAUAUUAAAUAUCUUUUCACUACUGCCAUUUGUUAUUUACAGUAGAUAUCUCAUGUGCUGUGUAGUUUACAAGUUUUUCCUCUUAUUUAUCAGAAUAAAUAAAUACAACAGA